Molecule: messenger RNA, 1836 nt
Organism: Thalassophryne amazonica
Lineage: Eukaryota; Metazoa; Chordata; Actinopteri; Batrachoidiformes; Batrachoididae
Gene: pah
Product: phenylalanine hydroxylase
Exons: 13
Coding region: 39-1421 (460 amino acids)
Biological process (GO): L-phenylalanine catabolic process; L-tyrosine biosynthetic process
Molecular function (GO): iron ion binding; phenylalanine 4-monooxygenase activity
Source: RefSeq, a predicted model, not a curated record
CACAAUCAGCAGAAGAUCACUGACCUGAAGAGUCGAGGAUGGACGCAGCGUACAAGAAAAUCAAAGGAAGUCAUGAACCUCAAACAGAGGAACCGGGCACCGGGCAACGGAGACGAGGCUCCAUGUAUCUGGAGGAGGAGAUCAACAAGUCAGAAGUUGUGUCCUGCAUCUUCUCCCUGAAAGAGGAAGUUGGAGCUUUAGCCAGGGCUCUACGGCUCUUUGAGGAGAAGGGCAUCAACCUGACCCACAUCGAGUCACGUCCAUCCAGAACGAACAAAGACCAGUACGAGUUCCUCAUCAACGUGGACUCCACCUGCUCGCAGGCCCUGGAUGACAUCAUCGAAGGCCUACGCACACAAAUCAGCGGCCACGUGCACGAGCUGUCACGUAAUAAACAGAAGGACACAGUGCCGUGGUUCCCCAACGACAUCCAGGACUUGGACCGCUAUGCAAACCAAAUCCUCACUUAUGGUUCCGAGCUGGAUGCAGAUCACCCGGGCUUCACAGAUCCCGUGUACAGAAUUCGCAGAAAGGAGUUCGCUGACAUCGCCUACAGCUACAGACAUGGCCAAGUCAUCCCCAGGGUUGAGUACACCGAGGAUGAGAAGGCCACAUGGGGAACGGUGUUCAAGGAACUGAAAACUCUCUACCCGACUCACGCCUGCCGUGAGCACAACCGGGUCUUCCCCCUGCUGGAGAAGUACUGUGGCUACAGACAGGACAACAUCCCUCAGCUGCAGGACGUGUCCCGUUUCCUGCAGUCAUGCACAGGGUUCCGGCUGCGGCCCGUGGCCGGCCUGCUGUCAUCCCGGGACUUCCUGGCAGGGCUGGCGUUCCGUGUCUUCCAUUCCACACAGUACAUUCGCCACGGCUCCAGGCCAACUUACACACCUGAGCCGGACGUCUGCCACGAGCUGCUGGGACACGUUCCACUGUUUGCUGAUCAUAGUUUUGCUCAGUUCUCACAGGAAAUCGGACUCGCGUCACUCGGUGCUCCAGAUGAGUACAUUGAAAAACUUGCUACUCUCUACUGGUUCACGGUGGAGUUUGGACUAUGCAAGCAGGGAUCAGAGAUCAAAGCAUAUGGAGCUGGACUACUGUCAUCAUUUGGAGAACUCCAGUAUUGCUUGACAGACAAGCCCAGGCUCCUACCCUUUGAACCCGAGAAGACCAGCCUGCAGAAGUACCCAAUUACAGAGUACCAGCCAGUGUACUUUGUUGCUGAGAGCUUUGAGGAUGCCAAAGAGAAAAUGAGGAGGUUUGCAGCCACUAUUCCCAGGCCGUUCACGGUGCGCUACAACGCCUACACCCAGAGCAUUGAAGUGCUGGAUAACACUCAGCAGCUCCGAAACCUGGCCGACAGCAUCAAUGGUGAAAUGGAGAAACUAUGUCAAGCGCUGCGUAAACUGGAGCCCGUCUGAGUCUCAGAACGCCAUCUUUGUUUAAUUGGCUCUACAUUUUAAUUCUACAGACUAGCUUUCUUUGUAUUAUAUACAGUUAAAGCACAAUUAAAUUACUGUAAUCCAAUCAUUUAUUUUUAAAUGUGGAAAAACAAAAUAAAUGGAGACAGAGUUGUACAAGAUCUGAACAUUUUACUGCUACUACUGCAUUAUUACAAAAAUGCCCUGUCAAAAUAAGAACUGAAAAUACCAUUUCUUAGGUGGCUUUAAUGAAUGUGAAACCUUGAACUUGCUUCUACUAGAAACAUACUCAUCAAAUCGCAUUUUACCACUUUAUUUACCUUUUAAAACUAAAACCAUAAUUUUUGUUAAUAGUUUUCAUUUUGUUAAUAGUUUUCAGUUGACUAUUGCUUGGAGUUGAACUAAUAAAUAUUUC